Molecule: messenger RNA, 1700 nt
Organism: Pelodiscus sinensis (Chinese soft-shelled turtle)
Lineage: Eukaryota; Metazoa; Chordata; Testudines; Trionychidae
Source: RefSeq, a predicted model, not a curated record
CUUGUGACGCCAUCAGCGAGCGCCGGAAGCAGGGCGGCGGCGGGGCCCGGUCUCUCAGGAGGGUGCAGGCCCGCUGGCGUAGCACGAUGCCGGCGGGGAAGGUUUUCCGGCGGCGGCGAGCGGACUCCGAGGACGAAGAAGAUGCGCAGGUGUCCGAGGAGGUCAGAUUAAAACUUGAGGAAGCAAAAGAAGUUCAAAGUCUCAGAAGACGGCCCAAUGGGGUGAGUGCUGCAGCCCUCCUUGUUGGGGAGAAAUUGCAAGAAGAGACAACGUUGGUGGAUGAUCCCUUUAAGAUAAAGACUGGUGGGAUGGUGGACAUGAAGAAGCUGAAAGAACGUGGCAAGGACAGGAUUAACGAAGAGGAUGACCUCAAUCUGGGAACCUCUUUCUCAGCAGAAACCAACAGGCGGGAUGAGGAUGCAGACAUGAUGAAGUACAUCGAGACAGAGCUGAAGAAGAGGAAGGGGAUUGUAGAAAGCGAGGAGCCAGGCAUUGAGAUGAAGUACAUCGAGACAGAGCUGAAGAAGAGGAAGGGGAUUAUGUUGAGUUGCAUUCCUGAAGUGGACCUGGGAAUAGAUGCAAAAAUAAAAAACAUAAUCUUUACUGAGGACGCCAAGGCAAGGCUGCUGGCAGAGCAGCAAAACAAAAAGAAAGACAGUGAAACUUCCUUUGUUCCCACAAACAUGGCUGUGAACUACGUCCAGCACAACCGAUUCUAUCAUGAGGAACUGAGUGCACCAGUGAGGAGGAAUAAAGAAGAACCAAAAGCCCGACCACUGAGAGUGGGGGAUACAGAGAAGCCAGAACCUGAGCGGUCUCCUCCAAAUCGCAAGCGUCCACCCAAUGAGAAAGCAACAGAUGAUUACCACUAUGAGAAAUUCAAGAAGAUGAACAGACGCUAUUGAAAUCUCUUCAGUAUGGGCUGAACAUUUUGCUGGAGCUUUUAAGUGAAAGGUGUUGUGUAAAUAACUCUGUGGGAUGGCUUCGUAUCCAUUUUUUUAAUGUUACCCAUAAGAUUUUUCUCACAGUAAACUUGUAGUGAAUUAGUUGCAUGGUGAUUGUGAAAUCAUCCUUCUCUGUGGUGACUUGUGUAUAACUUAUUUUGUUAUAAACUUUCCUUUGUAAAUAUGUUGGCUUCCUGCUUGACAUUUAUUUUAGCAUAAUGUCAACCUUGUUCAUAGAUUUUUUUUUUUUUCCACCUUGAAAAAGAUCUUUUAAAGACUGAAAUGUUUUUAGCCCGUAAACAAGGAGUACAGGUUUAAAGCUGGUUUUCCAGGUCAAACUUCCAAAGCAAUUUCAUAAGAAGGUUCUUCUUGAUAGUUCCAAAGGGCUUAAAUUGUAUGCAGUGUGUGGGUCUAAGAUACUGCAGGAAUUUGUUAAGCACACAGCAGGAGUCAGCUUCUUUUCCCGUUAGAGUGGGUACCAUGUAAGAUCUUGAACACAUGCUACUCUGCAGGGAUUGCAAUUUGGCAGGAUUUCUUAUCUUCAGUAUAAGGAAAUACAGCAGUUGCUGUAGGUGCCUGAAUUGUGAAUGUUUUUGAGAUUUUUAAAUUGUCCCCUGUGUGUGUUUGUGUUUCCAUAGCAAUGAGUGUUUUAUUUCAGUUGCCAAGGAGGAGAGAAAUCAGUAGAUUGUUUUCAAUUUUUGUUUGGCUUUCUGAUAUGAAAUCCUACAUUAUCCCUAUCUCAAAAAAAAAAAAAAA